GUUUCUCAGGUGAGUCAUCUGAGAAAUGUUGUCAAUGCUCGGGUUUGUGUCGACAUCAGAGUUUCAUGAGUGUUUGUUUCGUUUCCUUUUUUUUUAAUUCUGUGGAGGCGCUAAGGGUACCUGUAUUUGACUACCAGGAAGUAAUUCUUUAGUUACUUUCGUGAGGACUUCCUUUGGAGGACGGAAAGCUUGUGUUUCACUCCUUGUGCGGAAAGAACCCUCCUUUUUAAAUAAGACGGACACUUUUUUUUUUUCUUCUCAAUUUGACUUCAGAUUUCUUUCACACAACUUCUGCUUUUAACUGAGUGGGAAUCUCGAGGAGACGAUUAGAAUGAAUUUACUUUUUGGAUGCCACUUCGCAGCGCUCUUGUUUCUAGUUGGCUUUUUACACCUCACCGCUGGCCAGAGCACUGCCGACACCUGCCUGUCCAAAUUCGAUACAGGUAAAGACAACUUUAUGGUCAAUGCCAAUGAAUCGGUGAAUGAAGGGGCCACGUUUCUCUCCUCGCCGAAAGUGGGGAGUUACAUGGACUGCGUAGCGUCCUGCUGUAAGGACCCGAGGUGCAACGUCGCUCUGAUGGAGAACCAAGGCGAGGGCACCAUUAACUCCUGCUAUUUGUUUGACUGCUUAUACAACAAGAAAUACGCCUGCCGCUUUGUCAAGAAGUCAGGAUAUUUCAGUUACAUCCUGAAGUCUCUCUCUAAGGACUACUACAUAAAACACGAUGCUCCCACAGAAGAAAAAAAGGACUCUCCGCCAGUGGCCAUUGCUGGUUAUGACAUAGUGGUCCAGCCAAAAGAGUCUGUGAGACUGAGCGGCUUCCAGAGCAGAGAUGAAGAUCCGCAGACUUUGACCUUCAAAUGGACCAUGGUUACCAUUUACCCAUAUGCGAUCAUUGAGAAGUCAAAUUUUCCUGAUGAGAUCACUGUAUCCAAUCUAACUUCUGGAAAGUACAAGUUUAGCCUGACAGUCACGGACCAUGCUGGUCAGUCAGACAGCACUACGAUCAACGUCCUGGUCCUGACCCCUGACGAGUCAGAGCACCACUGCAUGGUUCCAAAGAAAGUUGGUCCGUGCCGUGGUUCAUUCAAACGCUGGCAUUACAACGCUGCCUCAGAGCAGUGUGAGGAGUUCAUCUUUGGGGGUUGCCUGGAGAAUAAGAACAACUACAUUAAGGAGGAGGAAUGCCGGAAAGCCUGUCAUGGCACAGGUGGUCCAUCUGGGCGAAGUCUGCAUGUUGCAGAAGAAAAGUGUGGAGCUCCAUGUACCACUGAUCAAUUCAAGUGUGAUAAUGGUUGCUGUUUGGAUAGAGGACUGAAGUGCGAUGACACUGCACAAUGCACGGAUGAAUCAGACGAGAAGAACUGCAAUGACUUUCAAAGCAACUUUCGUACUCUGUUGGACCUUAACUUGGCUGGAAAGAGAGCGUACUGUACGGAUGAGCCAGAAACAGGAACUUGCAGGGAUAGCUUUACAAAGUGGUACUAUGAUCCCCGGACGCAGAGUUGCACCCGCUUCAAUUACGGAGGCUGUGAAGGAAACGAUAACAGAUUUGAAUCUAAGGAACAAUGUAUCCGAGAAUGUCAUGGUGUGACAGAAAGCGAUAUAUUUGACAAACAGACCAAAGCUGAGAAACAAGAGACUGACUCCAAUACAAGUGUUGUUGCCAUUGCCAUUGUCCUGGGUAUAGCCAUCGUCAUUGUCCUUGCCAUCCUGGGGUACUGCUGGCUAAAGAACAGACAGCCCAGCCACACCCUGGUGUCUACUAACAGCAAACCUCUGUGAAACCAUCUUACUGUCAUCUAAUGCUUUAUCACAAACAAAGACUCUGUGUUUGGAAGUGCAGGAAGACUUGUUUUUUCUUCUAAUUAAGUCUGUAUGUGAAUAUGUUUUGAAGAGGAUGCAUACAAAAAGCAGAAAGUCUUUGGUGAAAUGUGAAGUGUUGCUUUAAGUGCUGCAUGCUACUGGAAUAAAUUGGCACAGGAAUCUGUAAGAUGAGGUUAUGUGAUUGAUUAGAACAUGGCAGAGCAUCAGAAGAAACCCUCCCAUUAGAAUACAAUAUUUGAUGUUUUCCCUCUUUCAUUUUAUAUCAGUUCUAAU
This is a messenger RNA of Xiphophorus hellerii (green swordtail), 2101 nucleotides long. It is a transcript of the gene spint1a, whose product is annotated as serine peptidase inhibitor, Kunitz type 1 a. Gene Ontology annotation, molecular function: protein binding; serine-type endopeptidase inhibitor activity. The record is from RefSeq and is a predicted model, not a curated record. Gene Ontology annotation, biological process: extracellular matrix organization; epithelium development; epidermis development. The transcript has 10 exons. Lineage: Eukaryota; Metazoa; Chordata; Actinopteri; Cyprinodontiformes; Poeciliidae. Bases 332 to 1786 code for a protein of 484 amino acids. Gene Ontology annotation, cellular component: plasma membrane.